UCUGCACACAGUCACAGUGCACUAAGUCCGCCCUACUCGGUGAUUUGAAGGUCAGACUCCGUCUCGACUACAUCGGAUCAGCGUGCAUCAUCCGCAGGGACUAUCGUACCUUAUUCGGGGUCUCCGUUAAUUUGGAUACAUUGGAUACAACGAUGCCAGGGAGUACCAUCACACCCGACCGAUGCCGUUCGGUGAUCCACUGGAGGGUGUUACCACCCAGUUCCCGGGCGCACAAACACAAGUUGCCCCCAUUCCUUAUGGAGACAUACAAGCGACCGAGGCUCGUAAUGCCAGACUCUGUAGAGAAGAACAAGAAGAUAAAGACCAUAAUAGACUCGUUGAGGCUUUCCAACGAUCAGGUAAAGCUAGUAAUGAGCACCCUACAGGCGGAGAUGACGCUCGGCCUGAGCAAAGACAAGAAGAAGAGGGACUCAUCCUGUCUGCCAAUGGAAAACACAUACGUUAGAUCACUUAUGGACGGCACAGAAGAGGGAGACUUCCUGGCCUUGGAUUUAGGGGGCACCAACUUCAGAGUGCUCCUGGUGAAGAUACACGACGGCAAAUGUGAAAGCUACCAACAGAAUUAUAACGUACCAAAUGACAAACUAAAUGGUUCAUCCAGCGAGUUAUUUGAUCAUCUUGCUUGGGGUAUUGCCUCGUUUCUCGAAAAAGAGGGUCUGAAAGAAAAGAAUCUCCCAAUGGGUUUCACAUUUUCCUUCCCAUUGAUUCAAAAGAGUCUAAGUUCAGGAUUGCUGUCAAUGUGGACGAAGGGGUUCAAGUGCACUGAUGGCCCAGGACUGGAUGUGGUACGGCUGCUGAAUGAAGCUAUUGCGAGACGUGGGGACAUCCAAGUUGAUACUGUUGCUGUGUUGAAUGAUACGACAGGAACUCUUAUGGCUGGAGCUUACCUCGACCAUCAUUGUCAAGUCGCCAUGAUUCUAGGUACUGGUCACAAUGCCUGUUACAUGGAGCAUCUUGAGAAAGUUGAGAAAUGGGAGGGAGAGAAGGAUGAACCAAUGGGUGUUGCUAUCAACAUGGAAAGUGGUGCCUUGGGGGAUAAUGGCUGCACAGACUUUAUAAAGACAGAGUUUGACAUUGCGGUUGAUAAGCUUUCUCACCACGUUGGGACAAACACGUUUGAGAAGUUGUUCUCUGGUAUGUACAUGGGUGAAGUUGCCAGACAAGUAUUAAUUAAACUUACUCAAGAAGGCCUCAUAUUAGAUGGACGGGGAUCCCCAGAAUUAUUCACUCCUUGGAGCUUCCUCACAAAAUAUAUCUCAAUGAUUGAAAGUGACGGUAGUGGUGUAUUUGAGAACACAAUGGACGUUAUGGCAGAGUUAGAUGUGGAAGACUUUGUAAAAGAAGAAGAUCUAAGUGUUAUUAAAUAUGUAUGUUCCUGUGUCUCACUGAGGGCAGCCACACUUAUAGCAGCUGAAAUCGCAGUUCUUAUUCAACAUAUAGACCAAUCGGAAGUGACUAUUGCAGUCGAUGGCUCCCUCUAUAAAUACCAUCCCAAACUACACGAUUUGGUUUUGGAUAAAGUUCACACUUUGGUCCCUAAUGUAAAGUGUAAAUUGAUCCUUGCUGAAGAUGGGAGUGGUAAAGGAGCAGCGUUUGUAGCCGCUGUUGCUACUAGACUGUCUAGAGCAGCCAAAGAAGCGCGUAGAGACAGUGAUGGUGACGUAAAAGAUGAAAACAAACACUCUGAAAAGCUUCCAUCAUCUCCAACUGCAGAAACUGUCAACAGUGAGAAACAAGACGGGGAAUCUAACAAAGUGGAUUCCCCAGGGAAAUCCCCGAAAAGUGACAAUGAGACUGAGAAUAGCCUCGAUUUGGAAGCCACAUUUCAGCCAUUAAAAUCUCAACCUUCCCUAGACAUGGCCUUGGCACUACAGGGAAUUCCUCUCAAGGUGUCGUGAUUAUGUAAUAAUAUAUAUUAUAUGUAUAAUAUCAGAAUACUUAUAAUCUCCAUCUAGGAAUGCGGUGAUAUAAAGUCAAAAGCUUAUACUUAUAAUAAAUGCUAAAGCUAUGAAAUGUGCUACCUCAAAUGACAGAGACUAGAGUUGGCAAUAAUUUGGAUGGCCUGGCAAGCCUAAAACUCAGACAUUGAUGUUAUUACAGUCGUGAAAGAAACAAAAGAGUGAAAAGAAGCACACGUUAUAUUUGAAGCAUACGUGUGCUACGUAAUAAAGCAACAAAAACGGUUAUUCUAAACGUACUACUGCUACAGUAGCGUAGUGCUAUAGUACACAUGGUGUGUUGUACCUCGCCAAUCAUCCACGAGCAGCUAUUUAAAAUGCAGUAUUAUCCUAUUACAAAAUAAUGGAAACCGGAUACGUAAAGUAUCCCGUUUUGUAUACACCUAUAGAUGUCAUUGUAAUUCACCAAGUAGAAAUAGACCCGAAGUCAAAGUCGCAAUCCCGGAUAGAAACAUGCUUAGUGCAAAUAUCCACAUAUUUUAUUUUCAAUAUCACUGUAGUCUGUUGGUUUUAGCAAAAAGAAGAUCUUGCUUGGCAAUUUUAGUAUGUGAUUAACUGUUCAAUUUAUUGCACAUUGUUAGAGAUUUCAGAUGGUUGAGCCUUUGUACAAUGAGCUUCUUGAGAAUUUAAUUCGCUUUACUAAAUUAUAAGUGUAGUUCAGGUUGAAUGAAACUAUAGGCUAUAUAUACACGUGAUUUAAUGGCGAUUGAUAUUAACACAGGUGAUAGGGCAAAAAAAAGAUAAUUUAAGUAAGUGAUGUACAAGUAUAUGCUGUACAUGUGACUUAUUGAUAAACUAUAUUCGGUUCCCGGGAUACGGUUUCACAACCAAUAGCAUGGUGAAACUGGAACUUAAACGAUCCAAUAUCAAGAAUAUUCCACCUGGGUAACUGACUUGCAAUAAUGUCUUAUGUUAUUGAGCGAGAUGAAUGUGAUAAUCCCCGGGUGUUUAUCCUAUUGUCUUGCAUCUAGCUCCUGUGUUCUUCCCCACUUACCCAAGUAGAAGCGCCAUUAGAGCGCGAUCGCACUGGACGAAAUGCUUGGAGAUUGAACCACAGCGUUUUAAGCUGAUUGGAUAAUAGUGGGUGUAGUAACAGAAGCUCGGUGACCUGAUUUAGUUCAUAUCCUUAGUCCUGAAUUAUAUGAUUAUAUUGUGAAUUAUAGAGAAAUGUCGGUAUGUGGUCAAAUGCUAAGUUUUAUUCCCUUAAAGGGAAGCUCAAUAUUAUUGUAUAUUGUAUAGAAUGGGCAUCUAUACAUUUAUAUUGAAUUACUGAAAAGGUGUGGCAGUUGCUACAAUUACAAUUGUAACUCAAUUGUUGUAAAUAUGUAAAUGUAUUUAGCCGUCUGGUCAGUAUGGAAAAUGUUCCAAGAGAGUGUCCCAUCCCAUCCCGUUCCCAUGAUUUAUAUUAUAUAGACCUUUCCAAUAAACCCUACCACCUCUUGGUGAAUCAAGUUAUGAUAUAUUGGCUAGAUCGAUGAUAUCAUUGGUUGUAUUUUUUCAAACAAAUUAGCAAUAAGUUAAUCCUAUUUUUGCUUGGAUAGAUCGCUACCUACAACCAAUGACAUCACCAAUUUAUACAAUAAUAUUUUCCUAAACUUGUGAACGUGAAGAGAGAAGUAUAAUUUUGUUUACUAAGGAAAAACGGCCACCUCUAUUUUAUACGUGAAUUUCCUCGGCGUAUUUCUACGUCAGAGUAGGAAAUUUUUGUCAGUAUUCUAUUUGGGGGGGGUCUUAAACUGUAUCUUGUCAGUAAUGGUAGGACUUUAUAUAAAAGGCGUCCUUCAUUUCAAUAGUUGAAUACAUAAGUCAAUAAACAGAGUAUUUUUUAACUUUUAAACAUUAUUUUAUAAAAUACAUACAUGCUCACUUAUUGUAUCAGGGAACAGAACAUUGUGCUUAAACGAUAUAUUUCAAAGUUUGUAUUCGGGCUUUGUUUUGUAACAUAUAGGGGAUCAACGCAUUAUACCGAAGGGGAUUGCACAAAAAUGCACCAUGCAGACUGUAGCUACAAUAACCUUCCGUGUCAUGCGCAGAUUCCUUUUUGUAAAUAGUAUACAAAAAUAGUCAAUACUAACCCAUGCUCCAUCUAUUUUGCGUAAGGAAACACAACGCUGGUGGUUGUGUGUACAUACAGUAUUAUAUUAUGAGAUAUGUUAUGAAAAUUAAUAAAAUAUAUACUUCUUAA
Messenger RNA from Owenia fusiformis, 4164 nucleotides. NCBI's taxonomy places the organism in Eukaryota, Metazoa, Annelida, Polychaeta, Sabellida, Oweniidae. The record is from the annotation of a GenBank genome assembly.